AUGUUGGACUCGGUAACUCACAGCACCUUCCUACCCAACACAACAUUCUGUGACUCCCUGAUGUCGUGGACAGACGUGUUCGGGAAUGAAGAAUACUAUCCCACCUAUGAUCAUCAAACAGCCUGUGAUUCCUACUGGACAUCCGUCCACCCAGAAUACUGGACUAAGCGCCACGUCUGGGAGUGGCUGCAAUUUUGCUGUGACCAGUACAAGCUGGAUGCCAACUGCAUCUCUUUCUGCCACUUCAACAUCAACGGUUUGCAGCUUUGCAGCAUGACCCAGGAAGAGUUCAUUGACGCUGCGGGGAUUUGUGGAGAAUACUUGUAUUUCAUCCUCCAAAACAUCCGAACGCAUGGUUAUUCCUUUUUUAAUGACAUUGAAGAGACCAAGGCCUCUAUCAAAGACUGUCCCGAAACUACAUGUUUAAAAACGGGUGGCAUCAAAAGCCAGGAAUGUCACAGUCAUGGAAGAAAUGGCCUGCAGAGUUCUCACCUGUGGGAAUUUGUAAGAGACCUCCUCUUGUCUCCUGAAGAAAAUUGCGGCAUUCUUGAAUGGGAGGAUAGGGAACAAGGUAUUUUUCGGGUGGUUAAAUCAGAAGCUCUGGCAAAGAUGUGGGGACAAAGGAAGAAAAAUGACAGGAUGACAUAUGAAAAACUGAGCAGAGCUCUGAGGUACUAUUAUAAAACUGGAAUUUUGGAACGGGUAGACAGAAGGUUAGUGUACAAAUUUGGAAAAAAUGCACAUGGGUGGCAGGAAGACAAGUUAUGAUCGGCUUCAUCCAUCAGGCAUGUUUUAUGGAUUACAUAUAAAAAAAUCAGAUUGUGACAGACAUUUGAAAGUCCUUUUCGUCUCCAUGUCCUGAAGAAAUUUCUACGUGUCAGCUUCCAUCUAAACCCAAUGGGUUGCUGUCUACUACUUUUAGAGACAGGCAGCAGCAAUAUUCUAAGAAUGCUAAUUUGGGGGUUUCUCUUUCAAGACACAGCUGCUGUACCUCAAGAAAGCAUAAUUCCCCUAGUCAUGAUUCUCAGAACAAUAAAGAUAAACAAAAAUCUCCCGAGACUGCUCAGAGGCGAAGGGUGAAAUUCUGUCAUUCAACACUCACUUGGUCCGAUUUUUAGCCCUCUGGCGGCUCAAAAAGAGAAAGGUUAUAGUUUGUAGUUCAUAGAGAUGGUGAGAAGUCAGUUUUUUCAGUGAUGAAAAUCUAAGACUUGACUUAGCAGUCACGCCGGAACACUAACUGAAAUUAGCGCAGUAUUCUAUAAACUGAUAGCAAAGUUUCCUAACUCCACCUUUUUUACACUUAUCCAAACUCACAAACUAUAUUUCUGUAUCAACCAUACA
Molecule: messenger RNA, 1341 nt
Organism: Tachyglossus aculeatus (Australian echidna)
Lineage: Eukaryota; Metazoa; Chordata; Mammalia; Monotremata; Tachyglossidae
Gene: ELF5
Product: E74 like ETS transcription factor 5
Exons: 6
Coding region: 1-768 (255 amino acids)
Biological process (GO): cell differentiation; regulation of transcription by RNA polymerase II
Cellular component (GO): nucleus
Molecular function (GO): DNA-binding transcription factor activity, RNA polymerase II-specific; sequence-specific DNA binding
Source: RefSeq, a predicted model, not a curated record